Messenger RNA from Aspergillus bombycis, 1110 nucleotides. RefSeq names its product pyridoxal phosphate-dependent aminotransferase. Bases 1 to 1110 code for a protein of 369 amino acids. The transcript has a single exon. Gene Ontology annotation, molecular function: pyridoxal phosphate binding; catalytic activity. Lineage: Eukaryota; Fungi; Ascomycota; Eurotiomycetes; Eurotiales; Aspergillaceae. Gene Ontology annotation, biological process: biosynthetic process. The record is from RefSeq and is a predicted model, not a curated record.
AUGAAGUACACCCGCAUGGCCAUCGAGAUCGAAUCCCCUGAGGAAUACGGCUACGAAAAGAUUAAAUACAAUCUCUCCGAGAGUUCCAUCGCAGACCAAACUCUAGGGUCCCUGGGUCUCCAAAUCCCCGAUCUGAAGCUCCUUUACAACGAGCACAAGGGCAGCACAGGGCUCCGCUCCCUCGUCGUGAAAGACCACGAUAACCUCACCCACGAUGAUGUGCUCAUUACAUCCGGCGCGGCGGGCGCUCUCUUUAUCAUCUCGAGCUCCCAGCUGGCACCGACCGACCACCUCGUUGUUGUUCGUCCAAACUACGCUACGAAUCUUGAGACACCACGUGCAAUUGGGUGUGAGAUCACGUUCAUCGAUCUAUCCUUUGAUCUUGGAUUUCAGAUCGACAUUGCCGCAGUUGAGGCUGCUAUAAAGCCAAACACCAAGAUCAUUAGCAUUACCACACCCCACAACCCUACUGGUACUGUUGUGAACCGUGACACACUGGGCAGACUCGUCUCCUUGACCGAGGAGAGGGGAAUCAUCUUGCUAGUCGACGAAACCUACGCCGAUAUUGCGUACCAAGGACGUCUUCCGAUUGCUGCAUCUCUCGGUGACCAUGUCAUCAGCGUUUCAUCGCUGUCCAAAUCCUUCGGGAUCCCUGGUAUCCGGCUAGGAUGGAUUAUCAACAAGAAUCCCAAGCUGCAGGAGACGUUCUUGGCCGCCAAAGAACAGAUCAGUAUCAGCGGUAGUGUCAUCGACGAGUGGAUCGCUGAACAGGUUCUCUCGCACAAGGAUGAGAUCUUGAGUGCUACCACUAAGGACAUGGACCAGCGUCGCCAGAUUGUGGCGGAUUGGAUGCAAAAGGAAGGGGAGUUGGUUGAAUGGGUGAGGCCAGAGGGGGGCGUUGUUUGCUUUCCUCGUGUGAAGAAAGAGCCUGCGGGUGGUAUGGAUGCUUUUUAUCAUCGGUUGCUCCAUAAAUAUGGGACUUAUGUCGGGCCUGGUCAUUGGUUUGAGCAGUCGGAUGCUUUCAUGCGUAUUGGAUAUGGAUGGCCGAGUGUGGAGGAGCUUAAGGGUGGACUUGAGGCUAUUUCUAUGGCGCUUCGUGAAGAGCAUUAG